Danio rerio (zebrafish) is the source of this 1674-nucleotide messenger RNA. It is a transcript of the gene hbegfb, whose product is annotated as heparin-binding EGF-like growth factor b. Lineage: Eukaryota; Metazoa; Chordata; Actinopteri; Cypriniformes; Danionidae. Gene Ontology annotation, cellular component: plasma membrane; extracellular region. The record is from RefSeq and is marked validated.
GCUCGCCGCACGAGACUUUUGACACAGUCUCCAGCACGCGCAUCAGCGCGUCCAGAUCAGAUCGCGCGGACGGCGCUGGAGGCAGGGAGGUUCAGUCAGACCGACUACUGCUUUAUAAUGUCUUGGACUAUCCCAAAGAAAAGGAAGAUGGAAACAUUUCGAAUUAUGUUUUGUCUCGUGUUACUCAAGGUGUGCAGUGGCGCCUCUCUGGACAGGUUUGAGAGUGGAAAACCCAGGACAACAGAGGUCAACCUGCUUCACACCUCAGAGAAAACAAACAUAACAGGGCUCCAGGCGGACAACGGGACCAGUGUGGGUGAUGAUGACUAUGAAGAAGAUUAUGAAGGGGAUUAUGAGCUAAACCUGCCAAGAGUGGCAUUUUCCACCAAACCCAAACAUCCGUCGGCGAUGCCCACUACUGAGAAGACAAAAAAAAGAAAAAGGAAGGGCAAAGGAAAAGGCAGGGGGAAUAAGAAGAACCUCUGCGAGGAGGAAUACAAAGAUUUCUGCAUUCAUGGAGUGUGUCAUUAUCUGCGGGAUUUACGCACUCAUUCUUGUGUAUGUCAUGGAGGAUACUCUGGAGAGAGAUGUCACGUAUUCACCCUGCCGGUGGGGAAGGAGGAGCAGCGUUACAGCCGAACCACAGCGCUGGCGGUCAUAGCAGUGGUUCUGUCCCUCAUGUGUCUCGCAGUCAUCGCUAUUCUGCUGGCAUUAAGAUAUUCUGCAUGCUUUUCUGACAGGUACCACAAAAAAGAUGACGCUGAUGUAGAGAGCGAAGAAAAGGUCAAACUCGAGGCAACGUCAGUAAAACAGUGAUAACGAAGGAUAAAGAAAGCCAAAAGGUCAUGUGACCCAUGGAUAGACAGCACUAUACAUCUCAUCAAGGGCAUGAUUUCUGCAUUAUUCCUAGUGGUAAUCAUUAUUUCUCCACAAUCUUUGCACCUCUUCGUAUUUGUUGUGCGCCCCUGAUGUCCUGCAGUAUUGGUGUCUAUCUAAACUGGCAUGAAGGAUGCUUUAAACACUGCCCCGUGUGCAGUACAUGUACAGUACUGUCAUGGAGAUCAUGCAGACAGGACUGAAAAUGAUGAAUGUAUCGCGACUUCAAUCAAAGUUGCUUUUUUUGUUCGUUGCUUAUUUAUUUAUGUUGAAAAGCUGAGUUUCUGUUUUCUCCCAUCAGUCUGAAUCUGUAGUACUGUCAAAAACGCCACAAAGCACUUGUAAUUAUUUAUUUAUAAUGUAUUUGUUAUUUAUUUUGAUACGUAACAAUUGUGUGUACUGAAUGCACUGCGAGUUUUGUAAAUGUGUUUUUAUUGUAUAGAUAUUUAUUAUCGAUGAAUACAAUCAAUUAAUGUUCUAAUAGGACUGAAGUUGCAUCGCAAACUUUACAAUCGCAUUCGGAGGACAGUACGGUUUGAAUAAUAUUUUAGCUAAACUGUGAAUUAAACAUUUGCGAAUGCAAUCAAAUAAAUGUACUCUGCAGGAAUGUCAGACGCAGGGCUUAAGCCUUUUUUAUAUGUAUUACUGAGAAAGUGUAGCUUAAAUUAAGUGAAAUAAAAUGGAAUAUGUUUAUUAGUGUGUUUGUUUUAUGCGUUUAGUAUAAAUAACAUGAUUUCAUGUACUAAUUUCAAGCAAUGGUAACAAAUUUCUGCUGUUUAAUAAACUUUUGUGACUUUC